AUGGAUUCUUGCUUUGAUUAUGCCUGUCAAGGUGGUAUAGAGGAAGGCUUAGCACAGCUUCAUCGGGGUGGCAGGAUCGUGAGCCGAGGACUUUUUGCACAAUCCAAUGGUCUUCCCUACGCGGCAAUCCUCUUUCAGUUUCCGGCCGGCCUGCUCAUCUUGCCCGCGCUUGCAAACUCCAUGGUUUACCCUGAAUACUCAGACGCCAUUUUAUUAGCCCUUUAUAAUCUUUCUUCUUACUUGUCAUUACAUCUUCCUUACGUAGCCUCCGGUCACAUCUAUAGCCAGUUUUCCAGUGCACCAGGUCAAACUUACGUCACUACAAAUAAACUUCUUUCUCCACAGUUUAUAGGCAUUAUGAAGCUAGGUGCUCCAGAUCAUUUUUGA
This is a messenger RNA of Protopolystoma xenopodis, 387 nucleotides long. Lineage: Eukaryota; Metazoa; Platyhelminthes; Monogenea; Polystomatidea; Polystomatidae. The record is from the annotation of a GenBank genome assembly.